CCCACUUCUCCCCCCUCCCGCCCGGCACCGACGAGCCCCCGGAGCCCGGCUCGAUCACCCGGGGAGCCGCGGGGGCACAGGGGCUCCCCUGGCCCGGGACGCGGAGAGUCCGACGGCUGCAGGACCGAUUUUCCAGGGAGUCCAUUUAGUGGAUUUCAAGUUUGACAAGACAGACAGAGAGAAUGGGAGAACCAGCAUGCCCUAAGGCACAUGGCUAAGGCUUGGACACCAUCUGACUUGAACAGAGCUCUACAGUCCUUUUCAGGGUGGUUUCCAGACGGACAUAGUCUUGGUUGCUGACACUCCGGAGCAGGGAGAUGGCAACCAGACCAAACUUCGGAAAGCAGAGGUUUCCGUUGUUAAAAAGAAGAAGUUUUUUGCUUUUGAAACUUCUAGCUCUUGUCUUCACAGUGCUUCUAUUUUGUGAAUUUUUAAUCUAUUACAUAGUGAUCUCUCAGUGUGAUUGGCCAGAGUUGAAAACUCCAGUCAGUGAUGGGCAGCGCGAGAGACCAGAGCCAGUGCUGAAAGCUAUGUUCUUGGCCGACACCCACUUGCUUGGACAAAUCAGAGGCCACUGGUUUGACAAAUUACGAAGGGAAUGGCAGAUGGAACGAGCCUUCCAGACCGCUUUGUGGAUGCUGCAGCCGGAAGUUGUCUUCAUUCUGGGAGACAUUUUUGAUGAGGGGAAGUGGAGCUCUUUUCAGGCCUGGCAGGAGGAUGUGGCGAGGUUUCAGAAGAUGUUCAGACACCCGGGCCAGGUGCAGCUGAAGGUGGUGGCUGGCAAUCAUGACAUCGGCUUCCACUAUGAGAUGAGCAGAUACAAACUAGAACGCUUUGAGAAUGUCUUCAACCCUGAAAGGCUGUUUUCCUGGAAAGGAGUUAACUUUGUGAUGGUCAACAGUGUUGCCAUGGAAGGAGACGGCUGUGGAAUCUGCUCUGAGGCAGAAGCUGAGCUCAUUGAAAUCUCCCACAGCCUGAACUGCUCCCGAGAGGAACACGGUUCCCGCCAGUGUGGACACAGGCAGCAGCUGCCAGCAUCAGCCCCAAUCCUUCUGCAGCAUUUCCCACUGUAUCGGAGAAGCGAUGUGAACUGUUCUGGUGAGGAUGCCGCCCCUCCCGGGGAGAGGGACCUGCCUUUUAAGGAGAGAUACGACGCGCUUUCCAGGGAGGCUUCCCAGAAGCUGCUGUGGUGGCUGCGGCCACGGCUGGUGCUGAGUGGCCACACGCACAACGGCUGCCAGGUGUUCCAUGGGGCAGGCCUCCCGGAGCUCAGCGUGCCGUCAUUCAGUUGGCGCAACAGAAACAACCCAAGUUUUGUCAUGGUAACUGGAACGUUUAUUUCCAUCAGAAAGCUUUUAUACGUAUCGAAGUCAACACAGUAUUCAACUACAUCAUUGCUGCUAUCUGUUACAAAUAGAUAAAGGUCAUAAAUAAACUCUCCCACGGCCCACGCACACUCAGUUCAAUAGGAGCCCCCUACCCAAACACUCUCUGGAGACCAAGCCCUGGGGUGGAGAUGGCUCCUGGAGGGCCAGGGCUGGGCCUCAGCAGGGGGAUUUGUCCUUCGGGAUGGCAGUGCCUCUGACGCUAGGCUCUGUGUUUAACUUCCUAAGGAAACAGCACUGAUUAUUAAAAACCUGCACUCUUUUUUUUCUUUGCCUUUUUGUCUGCACAUACCCAUUUUCCCUGGAAGAAAAAAAAAGCUACCAUUUUCCAGGAAAUGAAUAAAUCUGUUUCUAUUAAUAACCACCUUGAUGGUUCAGCUUCACACUUUUAUUCCUGGGCUCCACAUUCCAGUUCAUUAUGCUUAUUCUAUGUAUUUUGGGGGGCCAUUCCCAGCAGUGUUCAGGGCUUCUUACUUCUGGCCCUGUGCUCAGGGAUCACUCUCGGUGGUACUUGGGGGACCCUGGGAAAUGCCGGGGAUUAACCUGCGUCAGCUGCACGCAAGGCAAGUGCCCUACCCACUGUGCUGUUGAACUGGCCCUACAGCUCAUUAUGCUCUUAUGUCAGGUGCUUUUACUUUCACAAAAAGAGGGAGGAACCCUCCUGUCUUCAAAUUCAAAAUAAUGAAAGCAUUCCCCACUGCCAUUCCACAUAACGGAGAUGAAUAUCCCCAGCCCCCACCCCCACCCCCGACAUUGAGAUGUCCUCUGGGCACGUGUAUGUCUAGGUAAAAGUUUAUUUAAAAUAAAUAAACUAAAAUAGCAUCAAGUGGCAUGAAAAAUAAAUCGCCUGGAUUCCUUGUUUCUGGAUGACGCUGCCUCUAGAUGUCAGCUACGUAACUGACAGAUGCAGAUCUUUGGGCAUUGGUCAACAUGCCACUGUAUUCUUCUGCUCAUCUUGUUUUAAUGCUACACCUGGUGGUGCUCAGGGAUCAAGGAUCACUCCUGGUAGGGCUCAGGGGAUCAUAUGGGGUACCAGGCAAGCGCCUACCUGCCAUCUUAUUUCUCCAGCUCCCACAGUAUUUUAGAAGAACUCAUGAUUCUGGAUUUAGUUUGCAGUGGAGAGGCCAGCACCUUGUCUGUCCGCACUCAGCACUCUUGGACCUUCCCUUCCCUGGCCAGUGUUUGUGGUGGGCAGGGGGUGGUCUGUCUAGGCGGAAGGCUAGGCCCCAACCGGCUGCCUUUCCCCUGCGGGAUCUAAGUCAUGCUGAUGUGUGGGGGCUCACACUGCCACUCGUGGACUCACUUCCCUUCCAGGGCAGCCUGACAUCCAGAGACUAUGCGCUCGCCAAGUGCUACCUCCCCACAGAGACCAUGGUGCUCGCCACGUACGCUGGGGCAGCUGGGCUGCUUGUGAUCCUCGUAUUGCUCCACUUGAAGUAUCUACCCUCACCUUUUCAUUUUGGUUUUGGUUGGAACCUACUGUGGAAAUACAAGACAAAGUGAGGAGCCAGAGACUUCUGCAUUGAGUCCUAAAUCACAAAGCCAAGGACUUGGAACUUCGGGCAGUGCCCAGGUGAGAUGACACCGAAAUAGGCUACCUUGAUGCACAUCACGGGAGUCCUGAGUCACCGUGUGAAUCACUGGGGGGUACCUAGUUGGUUCUACUGUUCUCAUGCUAUAAAAAUGGGACACGUACUCUACAACAAGUUUGUUUUCUCAUUUUAUCAAAUAUAUGUAUAAUCAAAGGUUGUAUCUGUACAGUAUUUAAAAGCUAUUAAUGUCAUCAUUUGCAUGCACUAGAGAGUCUCUCCUUCUCCAAGAUGGAGCCUGCAGCCCUGGAACACAAUCUGGAUUAUGUGGGAUAGACAGUGGGUUUGCUUUGUCUAUAACGUGGUUCUCAAAUUCCUUUCAAUUUUAAUUCCAUACACUUAAAAGUAUGGAUACUACCAGAAGGAAUAUAUUGGUUUUGCAGAUGUUUGUACUUUUUGUGCUACAUGAGGAAUCCAGAUUUUAAGAUACUGUUUUCUCUCCAGAGGACCAAGUUUUAAAAUCUGGAUUUUGCGCUUGCUUGUGAUCAAGAGAAACUUGAAAUAUGGACCAGGAUAUUGUUUUUGCUAGUUAAACAAACAUGUUGAUAAUUUAAAGCCUGACCUGAUAAAAUAUGAGGUGUGUGUGUGUGUGAGAGAGAGAGAGAGAGAGAGACAGACAGACAGACAGACAGACAGACAGACAGAGAGAGAGAGAGAGAGAGAGAGAGAGAGAGAGAGAGAGAGAGAGAUCUGCCCUGUAGCUUUGUUUGCAUGUUUGUUUUGGGAUCAAACUCAGUGAUGCUCAGGGAUCACUCUUAGUGGUGCUGGGGAACUAUAUGGGAUGCUUGGGAUUGAACCCUAGUUGGCUGUGUUCAAGGCAAGCACCCUACCUGCUGUACUACUGCUCUGGCACCCGGCAGUGUAGCUUUUAAAUAGGAAGAUAGAGGAGAAUUGUUGAGAAGAAAAGCAUAGACCAUACACUUAGCUUCAAUUUUGUGUAUGUGUGUGGGUGCAUAUCUUUAAAUUUCAUGUUUUACUUUGAAGGUACAAUGUGAAAUGGAAACAGUCUCCACUGUAUAUGUCUUAAGUUCAAAUGAGUUUUAUGAAAUGGGAACUUUGUGACAAUGAAAUAAAGUAUGUUUCUGCUAUUCAUUGUCUAUAAAGUGUGAUCCUUCCUUUUAUGGAAAAGUAUCCCCAAAAUGUGGAAGAGUUUGUAAGGAUUAAAAAAUGCCAAUUUGUAGAUUACAAAGACCAAAAGUUCAGAAGGAAAUGAAUGCAUCAGGGUUACUGGAUUAGACUGUCACUUUUCGGGAGCAGCAUUGUUUAAUGUACUCUGGAAAGCUUCACAGAUUAUCUUCAACCUAAGAAAACUACCCCCAAGCUGUGUCUGUGAUGCGACUAUGAAGUGUCAGCAUACCUUGAUCUUGCUUUCUAGCUGCUGAGUCAGCAUGUUUGAAGCUGCACUUGCAAAUCUUUCAAGUGUGAAAAUAGCCACAGAGUUUAACUUUAUCAAAUAAAAUUUUCCUAAUGGUUGUUAUUCACAAGCCAAAUGAAGAUGCCAUGUUUUGAUUCUCCUGGGCCAGACACAAACAUUGAGAAAUUCUGAUCUUUUUCUUUCUCUUGGUUUAUGAUAGAGCCUGUGAUCAUGCCCAUGGGCCAGGCACUUUGAUUAUGGGAAUGGCUGGCCUCUCCCCACUCAGGGAACAUGGAAAAGUCUCUAAAGGGAAAAAUGACUGAGAAACACACUGUCUGGAUGGGGAAAAAAAAAAAAAGAAAA
This is a messenger RNA of Sorex araneus (European shrew), 4691 nucleotides long. It is a transcript of the gene MPPE1, whose product is annotated as metallophosphoesterase 1. The record is from RefSeq and is a predicted model, not a curated record. Gene Ontology annotation, cellular component: endoplasmic reticulum-Golgi intermediate compartment. Gene Ontology annotation, molecular function: phosphoric diester hydrolase activity. The transcript is spliced from 10 exons. NCBI's taxonomy places the organism in Eukaryota, Metazoa, Chordata, Mammalia, Eulipotyphla, Soricidae. Bases 318 to 1421 code for a protein of 367 amino acids. Gene Ontology annotation, biological process: GPI anchor biosynthetic process; endoplasmic reticulum to Golgi vesicle-mediated transport.